AUGUCGUACGACGAGGUGGAGAUCGAGGACAUGGAGUGGAACGAGGAGUUGGGAGCGUUCACCUAUUCCUGUCCAUGUGGCGACCUUUUCCAGAUUACUCUUGAGGAGCUUAAGAAUGGAGAGGAGAUCGCAAGAUGUCCAAGCUGCUCCCUUUUCAUCACAGUCAUUUAUAAUUCUGAGGACUUCCAGGGAGAUGGCCCUGGAAAAGUGCAGCCUGUCUUUGCUUAUGGUGCAACUGGAAGGUCGCAUGCUGUCCUGCAGAUUGAUGUUAAGAGAGUGGUCUCGUCACGCUCAGCUGAGCGCGUGAUGGGAGCGAAGCUUUGCUUGGUGGAUUUGGCUGGAAGUGAACGAGCUUCAGAGACAAACAACAUGGGACAGCAGUUAAGGGAUGGCGCCAACAUAAACAAGUCUCUACUUGCACUUUCUAACUGCAUCAAUGCUCUAUGCCAGCAACAGAAGCGAGGGGUUGGCUACGUUCCUUACAGAAACAGCAAGCUGACAAGAUUGUUGAAAGAUGGCCUCAGUGGCAAUUCACGAACUACAAUGGUGGCUACAAUCUGCCCUGCUGCUGACCAGUACCAUCACAUCAUCAACACUUUGAAGUAUGCUGACCGUGCAAAAGAGAUCAAAACACGAAUCAGGACCAAUGUGCGUACUGUGGACUCUCAAUCAAGCGACUACCUCAGAAUGAUUGAGAAGCUUCAGGAGGAAGUAAGCAUGCUGAAGGGUCAGUUGGCUGAGCAAGCAGCCACUUCCAGUAUGAACCCUGUUGCUCAUCCCUCUGGCACAUCAUGGCUAGACGACAUAAGUAGGCAGCUGAACGAAAACGUCCAGGAGCGAAUCAACAUGCAAAAAGCCAUGUGCGAGCUUAACGAGUGUUUGAAGAGGGCUGGUGAUGAAGUUUGCCGAUUGGAUCAGAAGAUUGCUAUUCUACAGGACAUCAACAACAAUGAGGCCGAAAGGGAGCUUCUCCAGAAAAGGCUGGACUCGUUUGUCAAUAACCAUGAGAACUCCUCAUUCUUGCACAUCCUCAACCAGUUCAGGUUCUUAAGUGUGGAGAUGACAGAGAUGCAAUUCCAAUUGGCUCUGAGAGAUCAGUUAAUAGCGGAAAAAACAUCAGCAAUGAACAGCCUUUGGAUGCUACUCCAAGCAUCGGAUGUUGAUAUCGAGGAGCUCCUUGACGCAGCCGUCCAGAAGGGUGUCCCUCUGGAUAGCUCUUUGUCUUCCUAUAUUGACGUGAAGCUGAAGGAAGCUAUAGCUACCCCGAACGGCAGUCCUAAGUUUGCACUAUCAUGCGGUGCAGCAGGUCGAGCAGUAUGGAACCACCGAUUCAAUUUUCUUCUCCCUGACCGCGAGCAAGAUUACCCUCCAGAGAUGGACGUUCACAUCUGGGACAAGGUAAACGGCCAGGACAAGUACAUGGGAUUCUGCAAGGUGCACCUGGAGCAGGUCUAUCUUCGCCAAUCCAUGGACGCUGUCUGGCCGGCUUCCGCUUUUGGUGCUGCUCCUCCUGCCUCUUCUGCUGCUGCUUCUACUGCCGAUGGAGGCAACCGCUCUGCGGCUCAACCGCCUUCAACUCCUGAUGCUCUGGCCGCCGAAGUCCUUAGCAAGGGCUGGGACCUCUCCGCCAUCGCUUCGCUGACGUCAGCUGUUUUGUCAGCUUCUGGCAAAGGAAUACCACAGGGCAAGAACUCCACAUCUUCUGUUGCCGCUGCCGCUGCUGGGACUAGGCCUGGUGGUGUAUCUGCUUCCUCUGCUGCUGCGAGUGGUACUCCUGGUGCUCGUGCAGGCACUGGGGCGAAUCGUCAGGCGAUCAUGAACCAGGAGCUGAUUGCGGAAGCUCUCUGUAUGGCUCUACUGGGGGAAGCAGGCAGGGCUGAGCCUGCAAGGAAGCAGGGGAAGAGCGCUGGCCCUGGUGCUGCUGGUUUAAAUGGCUCAAAACGGAUCUGGGAGCUGCAGGAGGAGAAGAGGGGAGAGGUGGGGGUGGGUGCAGGUAUUGGAGCAGAUGAUGUGGAGGAUGAGGGUCCCAAGCGGCAACGCGUUGCUUGA
Messenger RNA from Closterium sp. NIES-65, 2049 nucleotides. NCBI's taxonomy places the organism in Eukaryota, Viridiplantae, Streptophyta, Zygnematophyceae, Desmidiales, Closteriaceae. The record is from the annotation of a GenBank genome assembly.